UAGUUCAGCGGCACGAUCAUCCGCGCAGAGGUUCAGUAGACAGUGCGCGACUAGCCGCGGUGAGGUUUGGUCUGUGUCGGUGAUCUGCUCAAUGUUCCUCGGUGCCGGGGGUACGAUUUCACUUACCGUUUGUUGGUAGUCCAUUUUGUGCAAGCACAAUCUGAUUUAGUAUUCUGUCCAGUAUCAUCGUGUGUUGUGGUGUAGAAAGUGCGCGAGAGAUUCGAGGCCUGAUCUGCGUACAAAAAUUGUGGAUGUUUCUGGGGCCGACCGAAAUAAAUAAAUAAAUAAAUACAUAGUGUUGAGCUGUUAGAAGAUUUUCGAUUUUAUAGUGCGGAAUAAACCGUGACGUGAUCGAUUAGCAAUUCUAAUGCCGGCGAUGAUGACGAGCUAAAAGGAGAGAACUCCAACUCGUCGGCGGGUGUGUCACUGGGUUUGCGUGGCGUAUUCAGCGCGCCAUAAGUCACGAAACGAAUCUCGACGGACAGUGGUGGUGUGUUCUACUUUUCGGAGACUGCAGAGAUCAAAUCGAAGCGACAGAUCGGGAGGCAAGGCGAAGGGGUUUCCGUUGCUGACCCAACAACGACGGGGCGGUGUGGUCGAUCACUAGAAAACAGAGCCGAUUGUCCACUCGGGGGCAAAUUCUGCGCAAAAACAACCGAACCAGCGGAUAAAUCGAACCACGUCUAAAAGAUAAUGGGCAACUCAGGCUACACCUGCAUCCGACGGACUUUUUGCUCGUUCAAUGUUCUCAUAUGGCUUUGUGGCAGCGGAUUCCUAGCCAUAGGCGUAUGGCUGCGAUUCGCUGCACCCGGGUACGCUACCUUGCUGCCGGACCAUGCGGCCCUCAGUGCCGACUGUGUCUUCAUCACCAUCGGGGUGCUUAGCUUCGUGAUAGCUUUCUUCGGCUGUUGCGGCUCGUGGUUACAGUCGAGGUGUUUCCUUAUUAUUUAUUUCACGUUGGUGGUUUUACUGUUUUUGAGCGAGUUCUUGUUGGGAUCGCUGGCAUUCGUUUUCCGCGGCGGAAUCGGACGAAUGCUGGUUCACGAACUCAAGUAUGGUAUUGAGAAGCACUACAACGUCACCGAUCGGGGAGGGCUUCUCGCUCCCUCGGUGGCCUCCAUCUGGGAUAAGCUGCAGGUUGAGCUGCAAUGCUGCGGCGUUUCAUCGUACGAAGAUUGGUACGAUAUCAGUGCCUGGCCUGGCGAGCGAUGGGUACCCCGAUCAUGCUGUCGUCCCCGUUACAAUUCCAUUUUCCUGGAGGGAUCUGGCGAUGACCUACAGGGUGUUGAUUGUAGAAAAGCCGGGGACCCCUCCCUACUGUGGGACAAGAGUUGCGGCCAAAUUCUCCAGAUGUGGUUCGUCCAACGGUUGCAUGUUGUUGGAACUGUUGGCCUCGUCAUAGCAUUCCUUCAGCUAUUUGGUCUCAUCUCAUCGAUGCUCCUGUUCUGUACCGUGAAGCACAAGCGGUCCUCGAAAACGUACAAAUCCUACUCGCCCACUGUUGAUACCACCCUGAAUCGGAACAGUUCCGGCACGUAUUUGGACGAUUGAAAGCGAAGUGGUGCACAUACGGAGGGGACCCACAAAAACAUACACAUCGCAGGCGAAAAAAUACUCAUUAUAAUUCUAUUUUUUUCUGCCGAGAUAACAACGAGUUGUUAGAUUAAGAGAGAAGCUGUGCCAAAAAUUGAAGAUAACAUACAAAGAUGGUUACUUCUAUCUGUAGAUGAGCCAAUGUUAAUUUAUGAAAACGAUAGAAAACAAUAUAGAGUUAAGAUCCGUAGCAGGACAUCGUUCAUGCAAAACAAAACGACGACAAGGAUAGAUUUAUUUUCAACAAACUGGAACAAGUGCGCGAAGAUUAGCGUAGAUUAAUGAUUAUAUUUUAUCAUGCAUGCAUGAGGAGAUCGAAGGGCUUCCACUAGGGAGUAAAUUGUUCAUUAGCCAGCAAGAGAGACAUUCCAAAGUUGCAGCAUUGUAUUUACACAGUGACCAAAAUAAACGAUGAUAUACUCCAGC
Molecule: messenger RNA, 2019 nt
Organism: Toxorhynchites rutilus septentrionalis
Lineage: Eukaryota; Metazoa; Arthropoda; Insecta; Diptera; Culicidae
Product: tetraspanin-9
Exons: 7
Coding region: 694-1551 (285 amino acids)
Cellular component (GO): membrane
Source: RefSeq, a predicted model, not a curated record